Galdieria sulphuraria is the source of this 441-nucleotide messenger RNA. RefSeq lists its product as uncharacterized. The record is from RefSeq and is a predicted model, not a curated record. Lineage: Eukaryota; Rhodophyta; Bangiophyceae; Galdieriales; Galdieriaceae. The transcript has a single exon. Bases 59 to 391 code for a protein of 110 amino acids.
UACAAGGGAAGUUUUGAGACUAAGAGGUGUUAUUUCGAGGACAGAGCCUUGGGAUGUGAUGGUGGACCUAUUCUUUUAUCGUGAUCCUGAGGAGGUUAUUAAAGCUGAGGAAGUUGCGGCCCUUGCAGGAGAUUCUGUUGCAGCAGAAUUUUCUCGUACAGCGUACGAAGAAAUACCACCGUAUAGUUCGUACUCUGGAGAAGCUAUACCUGCCGCUGGCUUAGUGGAUUUUGGUGCAGGAGAGGCGGUUGGUAGUUGGGCUGCCGAAGGAAACUGGGAAGCCUCAGUUGCGCCUCGAGACUUGGACUGGGCAGCUGCCGAAGGUGUUGCUCCCGGUCGUAUGGGACUUGGACAACCUGAUUCGGGUUAUAGUUCACAUGCCUAUCGUUAGAUGACGUUUAAGUAAAGUUUGCGUACUAUACAGUGGAACUUUGAUUUUCU